Messenger RNA from Penicillium subrubescens, 1971 nucleotides. Its product is annotated as fungal specific transcription factor domain-containing protein. The transcript is spliced from 7 exons. Gene Ontology annotation, cellular component: nucleus. Gene Ontology annotation, biological process: DNA-templated transcription. Gene Ontology annotation, molecular function: zinc ion binding; DNA binding. NCBI's taxonomy places the organism in Eukaryota, Fungi, Ascomycota, Eurotiomycetes, Eurotiales, Aspergillaceae. The record is from RefSeq and is a predicted model, not a curated record. The coding region runs from base 1 to 1971 and encodes 656 amino acids.
AUGCAGGCUGCUGGAAAACAAUCCAUGCCGCAAUCCCCAUGCCCAUCAUAUCGCCACUCUUUGGAAACAGACGCCGUCGAGCCGCAAAUAUCAUCACUCGCUUGGAUAAAUGCCCGUCAGCUACCCAGCCCUUGGAAAAUCAGAUUGCUUGUCGAAGAAUACUUUAACAAUAUCCACCCUCUACGAUGCUUCGCUUUCAUCCACAGACCUACAUUUUUACAGAGGCUGGAGAAAGAUAAAAAAUUUCAACACAAUGCCCUGCUCCAUAUAAUUUGUGCCCUUGGUGCCCAAUUUUAUGCACUUUCCUACAGUGAGACUGUAACACCGCUUCCGUCGAAGUUUAUACUAUUGGCAGGCAAUGAGUGGGCCAAAGUUGCCCAAAGUCUUAUCCUCGACUCGCUGGAUACUGUCACGAUCGAGAAUUUGAGGGCAGCUGUACUGUUAAACGAUUAUGCAAUCCGCAUGGCGAACUUUGCCAAUGCGUUUAUGUUGAGUGGAAUCAUUACGCGCAUGACCCAAGCCUUGCAGAUCAACCUGGAAUACAACACAGAUCUGCUCUGCCAGAAUAAUGAUGUUGGCCCUUCGAUAACUGCCAGGGAAUCUCGUCGGCGACUCAUGUGGAGUUGCUAUGUGUUGGAUGCUCUCGUUGGAAGCGGAGUUGACCAGCUGACACUAGUUGACGAGAAGGACAUGAAAAUUCAGCUACCUUGCAAUGAGCGGAAUUUCACACAGCAGAUUGCAUGCCUCACAGAAACACUGGAGCCUGGAAGCUGGCUGAGUUUUGUUCCUGAAGACGUGGAAGCUAGCGCAAUCCAACCGAACAUGGGUAUUAUGGCAUAUUUCAUUCGGCAUGUCUCGGUUCGUAAAAGAGUUCUGAGAUACAUCAAACAUCUCGAUGAAGCCAUGGUCCCUUGGGACCCUCAGUCCGAGUUCGCUAUGCUGGACGCAGAUUGUCGUACAUGGUACGAAUCCUUGCCUCCGAGCUUGCAGUUCACACGCAAUGCGAUGUACAUCAGAAAAGACAGCUCGCAACUUGGUGCUCUUUGCGUCUUACACUGCGCGCACUACCAGACAAUAUGCGAUUUGUACCGACUAGGCGCACCAGCUCUAUACAAGCUGCGCGCUGCGUUCGAGUUUCCUCCUGAACAGCGGGACUUUCUGAAACAACUACAACAGGUUCUAUUCGAUGCGGCAAGGUCACUAGCGAGUAUCAUCGGGGAGACAGCCAGCCACGGAUCACGCAUGUUGGCAGACUCCUGGCUUCCAACGAUUACUUACGACAGCAGCAGGAUUAUGGUCUAUCAUUUAACACAGAUCCUUGACCCCCGUGCCGACGAAACAAGAAGAAUUACAAUUGAGACUAUUCCUCUCCUGCGGAGUAACAUUAGCUCCUUGAAACUGAUGGGAUCACUCAGCAUGAUUUCUAACUCACUGUGCUCUGCAGCCGAAACCAUGCUUGACCGCUCAGGUAUAGGCUCAGAUGUUGUCGCCCAGAAUAGUAUACCCGAUGAUCCUUACCAACCUCAUGGAGAAGAAGACCAGACCAGUGAGAGUGUUCCGGGAACCCCAGUGCAAAGCGCACCUGACUACGUACUGAACCCAUUGUCCAUAUUUCGCAUGGCACGCAAGUCUAUUCCGGAAAGACACGCCCCUGAAAAGGCCGCAACAUCUUCAGCCCCGAAUAGCGCAAAGCCGAAUUCUACGACCGAGGUAGAUCCGCCUUGGGUUGGGCCUAUACAGCAAGGUGUGGAAACAGAGGCUUCGCAUGAUCCAGAACUUGGAUUGGGCCAGGCUAGCCUCGAAGAGCUGCAGACGCUGUUCAUGUCUGACUUGGGCUGGGCAUGGCAGCCCGCAGACACAGCUGUGGGUUCAGGUAUUGAGGCAGCUGGAUUACUGCCAUGGGCUGGUGGCUUUUCCACAACUCAAGCAGAGCCGUGGGUACCGGCGUUUCCAUUCUCCCAACAGGGUUAA